GGCAACCUACGUCCAGAGGAGGCUCUCCAAGCACUUACCAUCUAUGAAGGAAAAUUUGGAAGGUUAAAAGAUGACCGUGAAAAAUGUGCAAAGGCCAAAGAAGCUCUGGAGCUAACAGAUACAGGACUUCUCAGUGGCAGUGAAGAACGUGUCCAAGUUGCCUUAGAAGAGCUACAGGACCUUAAAGGAGUCUGGUCUGAGCUUUCAAAAGUUUGGGAACAGAUUGAUCAAAUGAAAGAACAGCCUUGGGUUUCUGUACAACCCAGAAAGCUUCGACAAAGUUUAGAUGGCUUAUUAAACCAGCUGAAAAAUUUUCCUGCUCGGCUACGUCAGUAUGCAUCCUAUGAAUAUGUUCAGAGACUUCUGAAGGGUUACAUGAAGAUAAAUAUGUUGGUGAUUGAGCUAAAGUCAGAAGCUCUUAAAGAUCGUCACUGGAAACAACUGAUGAAGAGGCUACAUGUCAAUUGGGUAGUUUCUGAACUAACUCUGGGGCAGAUUUGGGAUGUUGACUUGCAGAAGAAUGAAUUGAUUGUGAAGGAUGUGCUACUUGUGGCACAAGGAGAGAUGGCACUGGAAGAAUUCUUGAAACAGAUACGUGAAGUAUGGAAUACCUAUGAGUUGGACUUGGUUAACUAUCAAAACAAAUGCCGUUUGAUUCGUGGUUGGGAUGACCUCUUCAACAAGGUCAAAGAGCACAUCAAUAGUGUAUCUGCAAUGAAGCUUUCUCCAUACUACAAGGUAUUUGAAGAAGAUGCUCUUAGCUGGGAAGACAAACUGAAUCGAAUUAUGGCACUGUUUGAUGUCUGGAUUGAUGUCCAGAGGCGAUGGGUUUACUUGGAAGGCAUCUUCACAGGUAGUGCUGAUAUCAAACAUCUGCUGCCAGUUGAAACCCAGAGGUUCCAAAGCAUCAGCACAGAAUUUCUGGCUCUCAUGAAAAAGGUAUCAAAAUCUCCCUUGGUGAUGGAUGUUCUGAAUAUUCAGGGGGUACAGAGAUCCCUGGAAAGAUUAGCAGACUUGCUUGGAAAGAUCCAAAAAGCUUUGGGAGAAUAUCUGGAGAGAGAGAGAGCUUCUUUCCCUCGGUUCUAUUUUGUUGGGGAUGAAGAUUUGCUUGAAAUCAUUGGAAACAGCAAAAAUGUAGCCAAACUGCAGAAACAUUUCAAGAAGAUGUUUGCUGGUGUGUCGAGCAUUAUCCUCAAUGAAGACAGCUCUGUUGUUCUGGGAAUAUCAUCACGUGAGGGAGAAGAGGUGAUAUUCAAAACUCCUGUGUCAAUCACUGAGCAUCCCAAGAUCAAUGAGUGGCUUACACUUGUGGAAAAAGAAAUGAGGGUAACACUUGCCAAACUCCUUGCCGAGUCUGAAACAGAAAUUGAGAUCUUUGGCAAAGCAACUUCAAUUGAUCCAGCUACCUACAUCUCAUGGAUUGACAAAUAUCAGGCCCAGCUUGUUGUCCUUUCAGCUCAGAUUGCCUGGUCAGAAAAUGUGGAGUCUGCUUUGAACAGCAUAGGCGGAGGUGGUGAUAGUACACCUCUGCAAUCUGUGCUAACCAAUGUCGAAGCAACGCUGAAUGUGCUUGCAGAUUCUGUAUUGAUGGAGCAGCCUCCUCUCCGCAGAAGA
Messenger RNA from Protobothrops mucrosquamatus (brown spotted pit viper), 1614 nucleotides. Its product is annotated as cytoplasmic dynein 1 heavy chain 1-like. The record is from RefSeq and is a predicted model, not a curated record. Gene Ontology annotation, molecular function: dynein light intermediate chain binding; minus-end-directed microtubule motor activity; dynein intermediate chain binding. Gene Ontology annotation, cellular component: dynein complex. NCBI's taxonomy places the organism in Eukaryota, Metazoa, Chordata, Lepidosauria, Squamata, Viperidae. The annotation marks the transcript as partial. The transcript is spliced from 10 exons. Gene Ontology annotation, biological process: microtubule-based movement.